AGGGUUUUAAGAGAGGUUUUAAGCCGCCGUCGUCUCCGUCGUCUUCCUCUUCUCAGGUCGCCUGACGAAUUAGGGUUUUGAAUUUGGGGGAGAAAAACAAGAGAUGUGGUUUCUAUGCGUCUUCUAUCAUAGGCUACUAGACUUCAGAAAGCCAGAGGUGGAGGCAUUAGCCGAACUCUUCGGAGAAGAUGAGUCUCUUCAAUGGCGCCUCCCUGAACAUCACCAUAACGAUACUCCAUUCCACUUCGUUCAUCUUUCUUCCGAAGAAAUCGCACAGAACAUCGCCAAGAGAAGCAUAUUGGUGAAAGGAAUGUAUGAGCUUUGGGGUGAAGGAACUUGCUACGAAGAGCUUAAAGACUCCAUAGAAAGCUUCCCUGAUUCUCGCAAGCUCCCGUUUCUCGCUUCUGAUUCCACAUUUAGAAUCUCCGUCGAAACUUUCGGAAAGGCUCUGACUUUCGAUGAGCAGAGGGAGAGAAUCAACUCACUUACUUACAUCCCCUUCGACGGGAAGGUUAACUUGAAGAACCCAGAUCACAACUUUUUCAUCAUGGAGAUGGAUGAGUCUGAAGAGAACAAUGGGCUUCAGCCCAUUCUCCAGAGAAGAAUCUUCUUUGGGAGGGAGGCUGGUUUUGCUGACAGGAAGCUGUUACCUGCUUUUCAGCUCAAGUCUCGAACUUACCUUGGCCCGACUGCUAUGGAUGCUGAAAUGGCUUUCUUGAUGGCUAAUCAAGCUAAAGCUACAUCUGGAAAGCUUGUGUAUGACCCUUUCGUUGGUACAGGGAGCAUUCUCGUUUCUGCUGCACGUUUUGGUGCAAUGACAAUGGGUGCAGAUAUUGAUAUCAGAGUAGUGCGUGAUGGACGUGGUCCAGACUGUAAUGUUUGGAGCAAUUUCAAGCAGUAUGGACUACCUAUGCCAGUUGCUUUACUUAGAAUGGAUAAUAAUCUUCCUCCUUGGCGUUCCGGGCUAAACGAGAUAUUUGAUGCGAUUAUAUGUGAUCCACCUUACGGGGUUCGAGCUGGUGGACGUAAAUCCGGUGGCAGGAAAAUCCUGAGAGGGACGGUGGAUCCUUACACAGUCCCUGAAGACAAAAGAACAGAUCACAUUCCAUCCACUGGUGCAUAUAGUCUAGUGGAGUGUGUUCAUGAUCUGCUUCACCUCGCUGCAAGAAUGCUGGUGAUGAAAGGGAGGCUAGUCUUUUUCUUCCCGGUUUUGAGAGAUGAGAAUGGCAGUGAGGUUAAGUUUCCAGAGCACCCGUGUUUCAAGUUGGUGGCUGUCUCUGAACAGAUCUUGAGUUCGCGGUACAGUAGGGUUUUGCUGACCAUGGUGAAAGUAGAGCCUUAUAGCGAAGAGGUUGAGGAAGCUGCUCGUUUAAUGCAUUUGGAGUUUAGAGAGAAUCAUCUCAAGUGGUUAGAGGAAGGUAAUAUUCAUUCCUCUGUGUUUAAACCUUCUGAUCCUUCACAGAUUCAUGCUGAUACCAAAAGCUUUAAAGAUCCUAAACCUAAGUAUAGAGGGAAGUAUGUGUAAGCACUGAGUUUUGUGUAGAGAAUAUAGGUCUGAAUGAAUCUAUAUUAUUGACAAAGAGAAUAAUAUAUACAGAGUACAAGCGUGAGGAAGAAGGCAGUAGUAAUGAUAAUUGAUACACAAUAUAUACGAUGAUAUGAGUUUCCAUAAUACACCCCCUCAAGAUGGAGGAAGUCCAGUGACUCCAAUCUUGUUCCUGAGCUCCUGAAACCUAGUCCGUGACAGAGGUUUUGUCAAGCCAUCAGCUAACUGAUCUUUUGAAGAGACAUGAGCUACUCUGAGGAUGCCAUUCUGAACCUGUCCCCGUACAAAAUGGAAAUCAAUUGCUAUGUGUUUCAUACGUGAAUGGAAAACAGGAUUAGCAGAGAGGUAUGUAGCGCCUAUAUUAUCACAGUAGAUAGCUGGUUUCUCGGGUAGAAUAACUCCAAGCUCCGUAAGUAGUGAGCAAAUCCACCGUAACUCCGCUGCUGCAUUAGCUACCGCUCUGUAUUCCGCUUCUGUAGAUGAGCGUGAGACCCCUUGCUGCUUCUUGGACGACCAUGAUAGGGGUUGAUUACCAAGAUAGAUGACAUAGCCAUUUGUGGAAACGUAAUCAUCAGUGUCCCCUGCCCAAUCUGCGUCUGAGAAGGCGUGUAAAGAUGGACCUUGUUGCUUUGUGAGCAAGAUACCGUGUGUAGUGGUUCCUGCUAAGUACCUCAAGACCCUUUUUGCAGCCUGCCAGUGAUCCUCUGUCGGCCUAUGCAUGAAUUGGGAAAGGCGGUUGACUGCAUAAGAAAUAUCAGGCCUUGUAAGUGCUAAAUAUUGCAAGCUUCCCACUACCAUUCUGUAAUCUUUCUGAUCUUGUAACAGUGCUCCUGAGUGAAGACUAAGUUUCGGUGAUGAGGGAAGUGGAGUAGCUACUGUCUUGGCAUCAAGCAUGUUUGUCUUGUGAAGGAGAUCAUUUAUAUAUUUCCUCUGCAUAAGAUGAAGCCCCUUUGAUGUCUUUGUAACUUCAACACCAAGAAAGUAGCUCAGUUGACCGAGGUCCUUAAUAGAAAAACGUCUUCCAAGCUGUGUGAUUAUGUUAUCCACAAGUGCAGGAUUGGUGCCUGUGACUAGCAUGUCAUCGACAUACACAAGUAGAUAUACAUAAUCCCGGUUCCGUUUCAAGAUGAAAAGCGAAGCAUCACUCAACGAAUCUGCCAUUCACAGUUUACUGCUAUGCCAAGAAUCGUCCUGAUGGUAGUGGGUUUAAUCACAUGACUAAACGUGUCCGUGAAGUCUAUUCCAGCUCGUUGAUGAUACCCUUUAGCGAUUUGCGAGUUGAACUCAGAGCCCAUAGAAGCCCUCCACUGCCGAUCUUUCAUUGCUUGUUGCCAUGUAUUGGGUUCACGAUGUGCUGAGGGACAAGCCACAGAGACCAAUGAGAGCUUCUUGUUUGGUUUGGUGAUGGCAUUCUUUGAUCUAGUUUGCAUCGAGUGAUGGUUGCGGAUUGCAGCAGGAGGAGGGGAACUUGACUGUGAACUGGUGGAACCCGUCUGGUUGGUGGAGACUGGCUGGUUGUUGGAGGAGUUCCUGGCUCUGAUACCAUGUAGAGAAUAUAGGUCUGAAUGAAUCUAUAUUAUUGACAAAGAGAAUAAUAUAUACAGAGUACAAGCGUGAGGAAGAAGGCAGUAGUAAUGAUAAUUGAUACACAAUAUAUACGAUGAUAUGAGUUUCCAUAAUAUUUUGUACUCUUUCUGUUGUAUUUGGUUGGUUUUGUGCUGAACGCUGUAGUUCUGAAUGUGUUUCCAUUUUCCAAUACAGAUAACUUUUAGGGUUAUUGGCAAACAAAUGUAUGCAAAAAAUACAUAAGCAUAUGAUUAACCUACAAAAAUAUAACAAUCAGGAUUAAAUUCUUAAACUAUGAAAAUCAGGAUUAAAGUCUUCAAAAUAAAAAAACUUUCUUGUCACACGUGAUUAGGAGAUUCUUAAUUAAUAUAAAUAAACGCUUCUCUAAGUCUUCUUCAAAAUCUGGGACUGUG
Molecule: messenger RNA, 3525 nt
Organism: Brassica napus (rape)
Lineage: Eukaryota; Viridiplantae; Streptophyta; Magnoliopsida; Brassicales; Brassicaceae
Product: tRNA (guanine(10)-N2)-methyltransferase homolog
Exons: 6
Coding region: 104-1525 (473 amino acids)
Biological process (GO): methylation
Cellular component (GO): cytoplasm
Molecular function (GO): nucleic acid binding
Source: RefSeq, a predicted model, not a curated record